Molecule: messenger RNA, 1710 nt
Organism: Myxocyprinus asiaticus (Chinese sucker)
Lineage: Eukaryota; Metazoa; Chordata; Actinopteri; Cypriniformes; Catostomidae
Product: tubulin beta chain-like
Exons: 4
Coding region: 69-1427 (452 amino acids)
Biological process (GO): microtubule cytoskeleton organization; mitotic cell cycle
Cellular component (GO): cytoplasm; microtubule
Molecular function (GO): structural constituent of cytoskeleton; GTPase activity; GTP binding
Source: RefSeq, a predicted model, not a curated record
UAGAAAGGCAGAGUCGCAUCAGCUGCAGUGACACACAACAAAUCCUUCACAUUGUUAUCACCUGCACAAUGAGAGAAAUUGUACAUAUUCAGGCCGGACAGUGCGGUAACCAGAUUGGUGCCAAGUUUUGGGAGGUGAUCAGUGAUGAACACGGGAUUGACCCCACUGGCAGUUACCAAGGAGACAGUGAUCUGCAGCUGGAGAGGAUAAGUGUGUAUUACAAUGAGGCAUCUGGAAACAAAUUUGUCCCUCGUGCCAUACUGGUGGACCUGGAGCCUGGCACCAUGGACUCUGUCCGCUCAGGCCCGUUUGGACAAAUCUUCAGGCCAGAUAAUUUUGUAUUUGGUCAAAGCGGAGCUGGAAACAAUUGGGCCAAAGGCCACUACACAGAGGGUGCCGAGCUGGUUGACUCGGUGCUGGAUGUAGUAAGGAAGGAGUCUGAGAACUGCGACUGCCUGCAAGGUUUCCAACUCACGCACUCCCUGGGCGGAGGCACUGGCUCUGGCAUGGGCACACUUCUCAUUAGCAAGAUCCGUGAGGAGUACCCUGACCGGAUCAUGAACACCUUCAGUGUCAUGCCUUCACCCAAAGUGUCCGACACCGUGGUGGAGCCCUACAAUGCUACGCUGUCUGUGCAUCAGCUGGUGGAGAACACCGACGAGACCUUCUGCAUCGACAACGAAGCACUCUACGACAUAUGCUUCCGCACCCUCAAACUCACGACUCCUACUUACGGCGACCUCAACCACCUUGUCUCGGCAACCAUGAGUGGGGUCACCACCUGCUUGCGAUUCCCGGGUCAACUUAAUGCUGACCUUCGCAAGCUGGCAGUCAACAUGGUACCUUUCCCACGCCUCCACUUCUUCAUGCCUGGCUUUGCCCCCUUGACAAGCCGUGGAAGCCAACAGUACCGUGCUCUUUCCGUGCCAGAGCUAACCCAGCAGAUGUUUGACGCCAAGAACAUGAUGGCGGCCUGCGACCCACGCCAUGGCCGCUACCUCACCGUGGCGGCUAUCUUUCGUGGCCGCAUGUCCAUGAGGGAGGUGGACGAGCAGAUGCUGAGCAUUCAGAACAAGAACAGCAGCUAUUUUGUGGAAUGGAUCCCAAACAAUGUCAAGACGGCAGUUUGCGACAUCCCACCUCGCGGUCUCAAAAUGUCCGCCACGUUCAUUGGCAACAGCACGGCCAUUCAAGAGCUGUUCCGCAGGAUUUCUGAGCAGUUUACCGCCAUGUUCAGACGCAAGGCUUUCCUGCACUGGUACACCGGAGAGGGAAUGGAUGAAAUGGAGUUCACAGAGGCUGAGAGCAAUAUGAAUGACCUGGUGUCCGAGUAUCAGCAGUACCAAGACGCAACAGCGGAUGAAAUUGGAGAGUACGAGGAAGACGAUCUUGAUGAGGAGGAUGUUCGUCAAGAAGCUCGCCACUGAAAUAGCUCCCCAAAAAGCUCAUAGCUGCAUAGUUUAAAAUUAUUUUCGAAACCAUGGCUUUUAGGUUUUCUGAAAAUGCCAUAGCAAUGCAAACAGUGCUGUUUCUUAAUAUUUCAAAAGGUGUGCAAUUGAAGUUGGGAAAGGUAUGAAUAAACAGUCAUUCAGUCAACGUCAGCAACAGUUUUGGGGGGUAUAGGGUUCUCUUACAAAGUGUUUUGUAACAUUUAUUUCACAUGCCAACUGCAGUUUGAAGUAUGACAAUAAAAUUAGUCUAAAAUAAUUA